Clonostachys rhizophaga is the source of this 1464-nucleotide messenger RNA. NCBI's taxonomy places the organism in Eukaryota, Fungi, Ascomycota, Sordariomycetes, Hypocreales, Bionectriaceae. The record is from the annotation of a GenBank genome assembly.
AUGGCUGGGAAGCCUUCAAAGGGAUGCAACACGUGUCGCCGCCGAAAGAAAGGAUGCGACCUCCAGCGCCCAGUUUGUGGCCAAUGCCAGAAACUUAAACCGCAACUUGCACAACAAUGCGCGUAUAGGCAAGGUGUCCCGUGGGUAAACUUGACUCCAGAUUCGGUUGUAGGCAGUAAACGUCCAAACAGGGGCACCACAGCCACCAUCACCCUUGCAGAGCCACUCGCCCGCUCCGCGUAUCAAGAGAGGUACUUGGGUUUAUUUUGGGACUUUUAUCUACCAAAUGGCCGCAGCUUCCCCUUGGAAUCGGCGCAGUUCAACACAGGCUUCUGGAUGAAUGAGCUGCACAGGCUAUUCCAUAGGAGGGAGGAGACGGCGAUUAGGAGGAUCCUCCUGGCUAUUUCACUUUCUAGCGUUGGUCGUCGAGAUCAGAAGCCAUGGAUGGUCGAGAAUGGGAUCAAGCUGUACGGUAGCUGCCUGAAUACCUUGGCUGAGCAGAUCAAACAAAAUAUCCCACAGGUAGACAGCAAUGCUCUUGCCACUUCGAGGCUUCUGUCCGUAUACGAACUUCUCCAUGGCCACGAUCAAAGGGACCGGUUGGUUCAGGUGGUAAACUGGAAGUUACACAUCGACGGCGAGCUGGGGUUCAUCCUCUCCCGUGGCCCGGAGAGCUUCACAACAGGUUUUGCACACCAAAUGUUCGUAGAUGGACGGACAUGGACUUAUAUCUCAACAUCGAUACCCAUCCGCACUCCCUCACCCUUGAAUUCACCCGAAUGGAGAACUAUUCCGUGGAGGUUUAUUCCCAAGACAGCGAAAGACUUGCUGGGAGAUAUCUUCGCCGAAGUCCCCGGUCUCCUUGCACAAUUGGACGAACUCAUUGCAGCCCACCCUGGGCCUGACAAAGAAACUAAACGAUUCGAACUCGUCCAGAAGAGCUCGUGGCUGCUGAACGACUGGACUGCUUGGGGACAAGAAAGAGCACCGACAACAAGCCCUCUCGCUCCAGCAACGGCCCAAGCGGCCACCGUAUUCAACCACUUCAUUGCAGCACACAUCAUGUCCGGCUACUUCGCCAUCGGCAUCUAUUUACACGCUGUAUUAGCCGCGGCAUCCAACACGUGUUGCCCGCCUACUCCUUUCGACCCGAUGGACCCGGUGCGGUUCUUCUGCCGCAAGAUUGCCGAAAUGGUCCCUACCUUCCUGCACCCUCACGUCGGGAUAUAUGGCACACACGGUGCUGUGUUCCCUUCAAUCGUUGCACUUACGUACCUGGAAGAGAUUGAUGGCGACCUCUCAUCCUCAGAGGCAAGCGCCUUUUACGAGGUGUUUUCUAUACAUCCAAAGGGAACGCUCGUCAAGAACUUUGUUGAAAACAUGCGGCAAAGGUUGAGUGGUCUGGGGAAGAGAAUGUUUCCCUCCGAUUACCCUUCUUUGAUUAGCGAGGUGGAAUUGAGGUAG